Trypanosoma brucei brucei TREU927 is the source of this 1596-nucleotide messenger RNA. Its product is annotated as coatomer delta subunit, putative. The record is from RefSeq and is a predicted model, not a curated record. NCBI's taxonomy places the organism in Eukaryota, Euglenozoa, Kinetoplastea, Trypanosomatida, Trypanosomatidae. Gene Ontology annotation, biological process: Golgi localization; retrograde vesicle-mediated transport, Golgi to endoplasmic reticulum; endoplasmic reticulum to Golgi vesicle-mediated transport. Bases 1 to 1596 code for a protein of 531 amino acids. The transcript has a single exon. Gene Ontology annotation, cellular component: cytosol; COPI vesicle coat.
AUGACCGUUAUUGUUGCUGGGAUAGUCAACAAACAGGGGGGCAUUGUCCUCUCGCGGCACUUCAACGACAUCACUCGCGUUCGUGUUGAGGGCCUUCUUUCCGCCUUCCCUCGGUUGAUGGAGGCAUCGACUAACAAGCAAGUGACGUACGUCGACGCGGGUGCAGUCCGUUACGUCUACCAGCCACUGGAUGAUUUAUUUCUUGUGCUUAUAACCACGCGCAGCAGCAACAUUGUGGAGGACCUCGACACGCUGCAUCUCAUGGGUCGCCUUAUUACGGAGCACGUCGGAACAGUGAGCGAGGUGUUUUUGCAGGAGAAGGCUUUCAAGGUGUUCUUUGCUUUGGACGAAGUGAUCGUUGGAGGCCGGCGUGAAAACACAACCACGGAGCAGAUACAAACCUACCUGGAGAUGCAGUCACACGAAGAAAUGAUGGUCCGAGAAGAGAAGCGGUUGCAAAUGGAACGUGCGAAGAAGGACGCAUCGCGUAAAGCGCACGAACUACGCGACAAACGUCAACGCGGACUGAACCCGUACACCGGUAUCGGCUCAGACAGCGUAGGUUAUGGCAGUGGGGGAGCAGCAGUGAGUGUAAGCCGACCCGCGGCUGAGGCAAGCAGUCGGAUAGAUACUAUGGAUGAAUUGGGUCCCACUCGAAUAGCUGGGAUGGCGAGCGGAAGUGCUGACUCUUUGUCCGGCCGAAAGGUUGGCCGCGGCGGUGGUUUGGCGCUUGGAGUUGCGAGAAAAGCCGAUAUCACUUCACGUGUGCUGCAAGAAGCCGGAUUACCGGUGGGUGCGGUUGCAACCAAGCUGCCGGUAGGGGAUGCAGGGGCUGCAGCAAAGGCACCGGAGUUUGAUGGCCCAAUCGAGGGUAUUCACGUUGUCGUGGAGGAGAAAAUUAGUGCUACCCUCGAUCGUGAUGGCGCAAGCGGUCCCGUCGAUGUGCGCGGCGAGCUUUCCGUACUUGUCAACGACCCGCACCUGGCAAACGUGAAGUUGAUGCUUUCUCCAACAAGCGACGAGUUCUCAUUCCGUGCUCACGCUAAGGUGCACAAGGAAAUAUUCGCAGAAGACCGUGUCUUAGCGAUGCGGGAAAACAAACCGUUCCCUGUCCACCAGCCCGUCACAAUCUUACGCUGGCGACUCAACAACUCUUCCGGUGUUCAGCCCCCUCUUACGUUUUCUUGCUGGCCCAACGCUGGGAGCAUUACAGUUGAGUAUGAAAUAUCCAAUGCGGAUUUGGUUGAACAGGGAUUAUGCGACGUGCGCGUGACGCUUCCUCUACGUGGUGCGGUCGCUGCUACGGUGGAGUCGACGACUGGUUCGUGUAGCACUCAGGAGGACUGUGUGGUGUGGCAGAUCCCCCAAGUGAGCAACCAUGUGAAUGCAAGCGGAAACUGUGAGGUGGUACUCGCCGAUCCCGAUUGCGCUGCAUCCGGCGCCGACGAAGUGUUUUUUCCGGUUGAUGUUACCUUCAAAACGCGAGCAACCGCUGCACACGUGCGUGUGCUGGAGGUCGUGCAGACGGAGAACGGAGUACCGGUGAAAUUCACUCAAGAGACGCAACUCACUGCGGAAGGAUACAACGUACAGUAA